CCGGUGCCGCCCCCGGUAUAAGGCGGCGGCGGCGCGGCCGUCCCGGCCGUGCGGAGCUGCUGCAGCCCGGGGAGAGGCAGGUCGUGCGGCGGCGGCAUCAUGCGCGAGUGCAUCUCCGUCCACGUCGGCCAGGCCGGCGUCCAGAUGGGCAACACCUGCUGGGAGCUGUACUGCCUGGAGCACGGCAUCCAGCCCGAUGGGCAGAUGCCCAGCGACAAAACCAUCGGUGGAGGGGAUGACUCUUUCACCACCUUCUUCUGUGAGACCGGGGCUGGGAAGCAUGUCCCGCGGGCCAUCUUCGUGGACCUGGAGCCCACCGUGAUUGACGAGGUUCGGGGAGGAGUCUACCGCCAGCUCUUCCACCCUGAACAGAUGAUCACCGGCAAGGAGGAUGCUGCCAACAACUACGCCCGUGGGCACUACACCAUCGGCAAAGAGAUCAUCGACCAAGUGCUGGACAGGAUCCGGAAGCUGGCUGACCAGUGCACAGGCCUCCAGGGAUUCCUCGUAUUUCGUAGUUUUGGAGGGGGCACUGGCUCCGGAUUCACCUCCUUGUUGAUGGAGCGACUCUCUGUUGACUAUGGCAAGAAGUCCAAGCUGGAGUUCUCCAUCUACCCUGCACCACAGGUCUCCACCGCUGUGGUGGAGCCCUACAACUCCAUUCUCACCACACACAGCACACUGGAGCACUCGGACUGCGCCUUUAUGGUGGACAAUGAAGCCAUCUAUGACAUCUGCCGCAGGAACCUGGACAUUGAGCGCCCAACCUACACCAACUUGAACAGACUCAUCAGCCAGGUUGUCUCAUCCAUCACAGCAUCACUGCGGUUUGAUGGGGCCCUGAACGUCGACCUGACCGAGUUCCAGACCAACCUGGUGCCCUACCCUCGCAUCCAUUUCCCCCUGGCCACCUAUGCUCCAGUGGUUUCGGCUGAGAGAGCUUAUCACGAGCAGCUGUCGGUGGCCGAGAUCACCAACUCCUGCUUUGAGCCAGCCAACCAGAUGGUGAAGUGCGACCCUCGCCACGGCAAGUACAUGGCCUGCUGCCUGCUGUACCGCGGGGACGUGGUGCCCAAGGACGUCAACGCUGCCAUCGCCACCAUCAAGACCAAGCGCAGCAUCCAGUUUGUGGACUGGUGCCCCACGGGCUUCAAGGUGGGCAUCAACUACCAGCCCCCCACGGUGGUGCCGGGGGGGGACCUGGCCAAGGUGCAGCGCGCCGUCUGCAUGCUGAGCAACACCACGGCCAUCGCCGAGGCCUGGGCUCGCCUGGACCACAAGUUCGACCUGAUGUACGCCAAGCGAGCCUUUGUGCACUGGUACGUGGGCGAGGGCAUGGAGGAAGGGGAGUUCUCCGAGGCGCGGGAAGACAUGGCCGCUCUGGAGAAGGAUUACGAGGAGGUGGGCCUGGACUCCUACGAGGAUGAAGAGGAGGGCGAGGAGUAGAGAAGGCCCUGGCAAAAAGGACGGUGCUCCUUCCCCGUGUUACCUGCAGAAACCCUUUGCAAUAAACCAUUUCAGAGCCUCUGUGUCUCCCACUAA
Molecule: messenger RNA, 1542 nt
Organism: Harpia harpyja (harpy eagle)
Lineage: Eukaryota; Metazoa; Chordata; Aves; Accipitriformes; Accipitridae
Product: tubulin alpha-5 chain-like
Exons: 4
Coding region: 100-1446 (448 amino acids)
Biological process (GO): microtubule cytoskeleton organization; mitotic cell cycle
Cellular component (GO): microtubule; cytoplasm
Molecular function (GO): GTP binding; structural constituent of cytoskeleton
Source: RefSeq, a predicted model, not a curated record